This is a messenger RNA of Komagataella phaffii GS115, 609 nucleotides long. RefSeq lists its product as hypothetical. The transcript has a single exon. Gene Ontology annotation, cellular component: RNA polymerase III complex. Gene Ontology annotation, biological process: transcription by RNA polymerase III. The record is from RefSeq and is a predicted model, not a curated record. Bases 1 to 609 code for a protein of 202 amino acids. Lineage: Eukaryota; Fungi; Ascomycota; Pichiomycetes; Pichiales; Pichiaceae.
AUGAGUUAUAGGAAAGACAACAAACAAAAGUUGCCUUUUGGAUUAGAUUACAAUGAUCUAAAUGUUGUAGUUGACCAAAAGCGAUUUAAGUUACCUCUUCCUAUCAAUGGUCCCUUGAAUAAGCUGGAAAAGGAAAUUGCCAAAGAGUACAUGAACUUUAUGAACAACGUCAAAGAAAGUUCCUUCUACAGCGACCUCAAGGAUGACGAUAUUCAAGGUAUUAAUGAUGGAAUACAACGAUACAGUGACAAAUAUAGGAAAAAGAAGAAGCCAAAUAGACUACUGGCUGAUCAUCCGUUCAUUGUAGAGUUCUUCCCAGAAGAAUUGUAUGAUGUAAUGGGAGUUGACAAUAAGAAGAAGAAAUUGCUUAAGCUUAACAAGACCCAAGAUAACAAGCUUGCUGAAAAUUUGGAAGAUAAACUGAGAAACAUAGAAGAAAAUGAUAAUGCCGUGCUAGACGAAAAUAAUGUCGAGAAGGAGAACGUAGAAGAAGAGUUCGACGACGAAUUUGAGGAGGAUGACGAUGAUGACUAUAAUGCUGAAAAAUACUUCGAUGAUGGAGACGAUGAUUAUGGUGCUGAUGAUGACGAUGAUGAAGCUGCCUUCUAA